Octopus bimaculoides (California two-spot octopus) is the source of this 7238-nucleotide messenger RNA. RefSeq lists its product as uncharacterized. The record is from RefSeq and is a predicted model, not a curated record. Gene Ontology annotation, cellular component: postsynaptic membrane; postsynaptic density; dendritic spine. Gene Ontology annotation, molecular function: ionotropic glutamate receptor binding; synaptic receptor adaptor activity. NCBI's taxonomy places the organism in Eukaryota, Metazoa, Mollusca, Cephalopoda, Octopoda, Octopodidae.
AGAACAUUUAAUAUGUCCUCAAAGCUAAAGCAGUGGAGCGCUAAAGAAAGUAUAAUGAUAAUUUGGAAGUUUAAAAAAAAAUACUGACUUGCUACUUGUAACUGAUUUAUUUAUUACCCUGGCAACAAGUAGCUGUUUCGCCAUCUAUCUACCUUCACCCUUUCUUUCAUUGAUAUGGUUUCGUCAAACAUCUAUUUCACGGCUACUUUUCUGUUACAGGUCUCCCUUACCUUUUGCUGAUUAUUUUAACUCGGAAAUAACUUACAUUGUUAACAUUUGAUGCCAUUAAUCACCCACUCUUCUCUCUCUUUCCUUUACAAUACUACCUGUCCAUUUACUAAUCGUUAAUAACAAACUUGUUCCAUAGAGCUCUGGACCUGUAUAUUGACAUUUAUUGAUUACUUUCACACAGGACUUCGUUUCGAGGUCGGAAAAGAAAAUUCAUCUAAGAAGGAUACUUAGGUGAAGCUUCAAGAAUAUUCUCGUUUUACUUUUUUUCUCUUUUUACUUUCAAAAUAAUCAUAUUUGGUCGAUAUUUAGAUGAAAGUUAACUACAAAAGUUUUUUUUUCUUUUGCUCCUUUCCAGAAGAACUUUCGACUUUCAUUCGUUAAAAUAUUUAUUGGUAGUAUUGGUACUCGUCUUUGAGUUCUGUAAUAGAUGAAGAGACUAGUAAUUAAUAAGAGAGGAAAAUGGUGGGGGAUAAAAAAUCAACUAUAACUAACGAAUAGUUAUUGUAGUCGAUGUUUACAUAUUUUUAAUGAAAAUGACUCAAAGGGCUUUGAAGAAAAAAAAUGUUGGGGGAAAAUUCAUUGUAAAUUCUCAGGAGGACGAUUUACCAGUAGAUAUUUCCAAUUAUAGUUUUGAGAAUUCACCGAAGCUAACAAAUGGUUCAAACUCGAAAACACCAUCAUUCCGAAGUGAUCUCAUUCAUCCAGGGUUUGUAUUUUUAAAAUCUCGAUUGAAAAAAAAAUCUGUGAUUUCUAAAGCUGAUACAAAUGAGAAAAUUCAUGCAGAUCCAUGUCGUCCAUUGUUUCAACUAAAGAAAAAACAGAGUCCUGAUUUAAAUGGAGAAGAUAUUUUCGUGAUCACCCCAAUCGAUGUUGAAAAUAAUGUAAACAACAACAGCUCUUCUGAAGGUUUCAAUUCAUUAAAAGAACAAACAACUAACGAUAGUAGAUGUCCUGACUCAAUACCUUGUACCUUAGAUAAUAGAGUUACCAGGUAUGUUCUACCCGAAAAUGUAGAGGAGGAAGAUUCUGGGAGGGGAGUUUCUGAAAAUUCCGUCUCUGACAUAGAUUGGCAAGAUAAGACGACGUCACAUAGAGAAACAGCGACGUCACGUCAGGUAAAAAACGACACACCUAUUAAUUACUUUUCAAUCACUAACAGGCCGUCAACUGUUCACGACCCACCUUUAACUUCACAGCGUAACUCGUUCCACCAGCAACAACCACACAUGUCUCCUUGGCCACUUUCAAACCAACCUUUAAAAAUAUCAACACAACGUAAAAUUUCGAAGCCUUCAGGGGAAUUUAUUUUAGUCGGACAAUACGAAUCCAGACAUGAACCGUUACAAUAUGCUCCAUCUCCUUUAAGUGAUUCCAGGGGCAAAUAUUCCAGCAUGCCUUCGUUAGCGAUACUUGGAAACAAUUCUAAGGAGGAGAAAAAAUUAAAAAAGAUAUUGAAGAAAGAAAAAAAGAAAGAAGAAAAACGGAUGAAAAAAGAUAUGAAAAACAAAGAUUCGUUUCCAAGUUUUACUUUACCUCACAAUACGAAAAUUCACAGACCUUAUACAGUUUACGAGAAACCAAGGCCUGAAUGGAAAUUAACCCCUGUCCCUAUCUCCAUAGAAGAGCCCUUGUAUGCUGUUCCCAUCAUUUAUGACAAACCUAAAAUAGACCAUUAUGCUAGUAGCCCCGAUUUAUUAAGAUUACAGCAGAUAUAUAACAUUGGGUCGCCUGAAUGGUUACCCCAACCUGUUGAUAACAACAGUAAUUAUGCUCCUCGGGCAGUUACCCUUCGAAAAACUCCCAAUGGUUAUGGCUUUGUACUACGAGGAGCUAAAUCUGAUCUUCAAUUUCUUAACCAUGUUUCAAAUAAUUCACCUGCCGUGCAGUAUCUGGAUACUGUGGAUGUUGGUAGUGCUGCUGAGAAGGCAGGUCUUAGAGCUGGGGAUUUCAUAUUGGAAAUCAAUGAUGAAAAUGUAACUAGAGCUUCCCAUGAACACGUUGUGAAGUUAAUCAAGAAUUCAGGCAACAUGCUGAGAAUGACAGUUUUAACUGUAAAACCAACAGAUCAGGACAAAAAUGCAUUCGUCCAUGAAGAUGGUUCAUUCACUCUACCAAGUCGCCGAAGACAAGCACCUGAGCCACCAAGAAGAGAUCCUUCUACAUCUUUAUCUUUUAGUAAAGCAAAAUCGAAAUCUUUUGCAGAAGGAAUGGCUGAAAUUGAAAAACUGGAUCAAACUCUUGCAGAAUAUGAAGUGUGUGAAAGCCCAUCAAAGGAAAAUAGUUACGGUUAUCAGAAUGCAAUGAAAUCUGAAAUAAAAACUGCUUCUAUUAGGGCUGCUUAUGCUAAAAAACGGCUGUCUAAUAUUGAAAUUGAUAACAUUUGCUCUAUGGAGGCCCCACACAAACCUGAUCGUUUAAGCCCCUCAGAAGUGCGCAUUAAAAAAUAUCACAAAAAGACAAGCAGUCUAGAAAAAUCUCGGAGUACACCAAAUCUUGCUCCUGACAUAGAUAAUGUACAAAUUUCUUCAGGAAACAGUUCUUACAGCAGCAAUUCCUCUGGACCUUUGAGAAGUCAACAAGCCAAAAUGAAUGCCAGUCAGAUAAAUCAGUUGUAUCCUGCACCAUAUCUGGGAAGUCUUUCUCAUCCUCCACCAGGAAUGGAUUUAUCUGGUUGUAGACAUUCAGUUGCUAUUGGAUCUUCUGUGCAUAUCAAUUCUUUACCAAGCAGAGGUAAAGCUUACCCAGUUCCUCCACCUGUGGUGUCAAACCAUUAUAAUGUUUCUCCUAAAGAGCAUGUUCCUCCUCCUCCACAAGUUAUAACAAUAAAUAAACAGAAUGAUCAGUCAGUUAAUUCUGCAGAAGAAUCGACCCAACAGAAUUCUUAUGAAUCAAGUUUCAGACCUGGAACUGUGGCAGUAUUUGGUAAUAAUAAAAAAUUAGUUACAAACCAAUCUUCAGUCAAUCAGGCAAAAUCUCAUAAACCACAAGAUAGUUUGAAUAGAAAUAAAGCUGCAAGCAACUUCAAUUCUAAUCUGAAUAGUGUAACUAAAACAGUAAUUGCAGAUGUUCAUCACAUUGACCAGUCACAAGGUACUCAACACUAUUCAAAUGGUACACAAGAUAAAUUCUAUGAGCCUCUUCCUGACUAUGGAUCUGAAGGAGAGGACAACUUACCACGCGAUGGCAAUGGUAAUAUUAUUUCAGUUGGUUCAAAUCUCACUAAAAAUAGAAUGUCAUUGGCAGUACCUCCCUCUUCAUCUUCUUCUUCAUCUGAGAGUUUCAAGACAGCAUCAACUACUCCUUCUUUUCAAAAUACUAUAGACCCACAAAUAAUUCCUCCUCCACCUCAAUUCUGUCCACCUCCUCCACCUGAAUUUUCUCAUGCUCCUCCUCCUCCCCCUCCUCCUCCUCCUCCUCCAUCUAAUCAAUUGUGUCCCCUUCCUCCUCCCCCUCCUCAAUUCAGUUCUGCUCCUCUUCCUGAAUCCCAGGACAGUCAAACAGCAGACCAAGGAAAUGAAUUACUAAAUGAAAUUAAACGUGCUGCACAGGAAAGACAGAAUCGAUGUAAAGAUGAAAUUCCAGAGAAGACCACACCCAAACCCACUAGUGUCAACUUAACUUCACAAGAUAAAAAUCAAGCAGAAAUUUUACAAGCUGUAGCAAAACGACGUUCAAUGCUGGAAAAUUCUGAUGAAAAUGUUGUUGUAAAUCAAAUUGAAGCCCAAAUUCACAAAGCUAAGAAACUACAAUAUUCUAAGUAUUAUUUCACUGGCAAUAGAAUGCAAAAAGUAGUGAAAGAAUUACCUGAGGAGAACACAUUAGAGGUUGAGGAGAAUAAACAGAACACUGAAGAGAACAAACCGGUAGUUAAAGAGAACAAACCGGUAGUUAAAGAGAACAAACUGGUUGUUAAAGAUGCUAAAGUAGAUGUUAAACAGAAAGGAUUAAAUGAAGGAAAAAUAAACUCAGCUUCUUCAGAAGACAAACCUAUAUCAAAAGUACUUUUGAAACCUAAGUUGUUGGAAAAAUCUACUGACAAGCUGCCAACAGAAAGUAAUAGUAAUAAGACUACAGAGAAAACACAACAAAAUCAAGGUAUAAAAUCUCUGAACGGUAAAGUAGAACCACAUGUAAAUGAUGAUUCCAAGAAAGGUCAAGAAGAUUUUCUAAUUAAAGCUGAAAAAGCACGUCAGAGGUACCUAAGUCGGAAAUCAUUAGGUACAAAUAAUGAAACAGCUGAUAAAGCCAACAGAACAGCUACACAAACUGAAAUAUCUGAUAAACCAAACAACAUAAAUGCACAUACUGAAACAUCAGAGAAACCAAACAGAAUGGCUACACAUAGUGAUACAACAGAUAAACCAAACAGUACAGCUACACAUACUGAGACAAUAGAUAAACCAAACAAAAUAGCUAUAAAUAAUGAAAAAUCUGACAAACUAAACAGUACAGCUACAAAUAAUGUCAAAUCUGAUAAGUCAUACAACAUAGCUAGAGUUAAUGGGAAUAAAACAUACAACACUAAAAAAGAACCUGAACCUUGUGUAAUCAGCCACAAAACUGUGGAGAAAGAAAAUAAGAUAAACACUGACCAAACCAGGCAUGGAAUACAGAACAAAAACAAUGCAUUGAUUAAGAGAUCGGCCAGUAAGGUUCACAUUGAAAUAAAACCAGCUCUACAUGUUUCACCAAAACCAAUUAGUGGUGUGUCCAUAAAAGAAAGAAUUGCUAAUUUACAAAACAACAAUGGACUUGCUUCAAAUAAUUCAAAGGAUGGAGUGAAGUUAAUAACUGUAAAGGGAGUGACUACAGGUCAUUCUAAUACUGACCCAUCUAAUUCUUCAGACUGUUCAACUCCUAGUCAAUCUCCAUAUCAUUCCAGUUUUGUUACAAUCGUUGCACCACCUCCUGGGUUUUGUGAUUCUGACCCAGAUGAAAGGGCUACUGAUGAGCUUCCAUCAUACCCUACUUUACAAACUUUACCGGCUCCACUAUCUGAGUUAUCUAUUUCGGUUGAUCAGAUUGGAGAUAUACAUCCACCAGAUGAUUCUCUGAGCCUUAUCUCUUCUCUUUCAACAUUGUCAACACUCUCUACCUCAAGCACAGAACAUCCAGUUGACAUUGUCCAUCCACCACCAACUAGCUUUCAAGAUGGUUCUAGCCCUGUAUCAACAGAUCAAGGUUUUGAAGAAUCAUUUAUAGCAGCACCACAUGAAUUUAAUGAACCACUGAAAAAACACAAUAUAACAAAACAUUCUUAUCAAGAUAAAUCAAUUGAAGAGUGGUUGUACAUGGAUGUUCUUGAGUGGCUUGAUAGCUUAAAACUGACACAAUAUAAAACUAAUUUUUCUCAUCAUUGUAUUGAUGGUAAAAAAUUACUUAACCUUAACAGAAAUGAUUACUUAAUGCUUGGUAUUACACAAGUUAGUCAUCGACUAAAUUUGGAGAAGGCCAUCAAAAAAGCUUUACUGACAUCAAAAAGCUGUCAGAAAAGCCCAGUGACCAGUAAAAUUUCAUCAUCAAAGUCUCACUGAUGUCUUUACCUUAUUGAAAUGUAUGUUGCUGUAUAUUAAGUCUGUGAAUAGUACUGGAAUUGAGUUCUGACUGUGAUAGAGAAAUUCAGGUGACUUGCUUGGUUUCUUACUCGUUAUAUACUAUUCUAGAACUACUGUUAUUAACCUACCGUUGAACUCAAGCUAAUGUUGGAAAUACGAAGCCAAAGCUAAUAGAUAAAGUUAUAUCUAUUGGGAAAUUCUAUAAAAUGUUGAAUUAUCUCAACACGCACACACAUAUAACGUUAGACUGUAGCUUGAAUCAUUUAUGAAAACACAAUAUAUUCUAAAAUAGUAUUAAAAUUUAUAUAAAACUUCUUUGUUUUUCUACUACAGCGGUUAUUAAUCCAUAAUAAUCUUCAGGUUUGUUAUAAUUAACUGAUUUACUUUAUAAGUAAAUUCCUAUAUUUGAAGUAAAAUUUCACAGUUAUAUUGCAAAUCAACUUCUCAAUGAACUGUUUUGUUUUUUCUAACUUCCCAAUAUUGGAACCAUAACCCUCACAGUGUAUAUAAUAAUGCAUUAUACAACCAGCACACACACUGGAUAUUGUUUUUUGACAAAUUAUUGAAUAUUAAAAAAUAUUUUAUUUAUUAUUAAAUAUAAUAAAACUAUUAGUUCUAUUAUAUUUAUAAUCAGUUACUUCACAUUUUAAAUAUUUUAUUUAAUCUCUAUAAAUAUUCAAGUGAUACUGUUAACGAAAAUUGCAACCCUUCAUUUUAGAAGUCUAUUCCAUAUACCCUUUUAACAGCGCUUCCAAAAUAAAUAUGAUCUUGCCCUCUAAAAAAUAUGUUCGAUCUGUAAUUGCUUGUUUGUUCAAUUUUGGAAGAUUUUCCAUAUGAUUUAGAGAAAUAUCUCUUCAUAAUCCUUCAUUAUGUCACUGUUGUUGACAUAGAAAGUUUUUAAGUUUCCAAUGCUUUCUCUUGCCAUAGUUAUUUUACUUGAAAUUUUUCUGGUGUUGAACGAUUUUGUUUUAUAUCCUCUCAAAUUCUCUUGAUUCCAUUAGAAGAUAUUUAAUUAAAUAAAAUGUAAUCUUAUUUCAUAAAUAAAUAAAUUAAACACAAUUUCCUAAAUUUUCAUUUUGAUUAGUAUCAAUUAAUAAUUAAUAUAAAUCGAAAUUUUUUUGAUACAUUUUAUUUUUUAGAAGGUUUUAUCAAUUUAAUAUUCACAAUUCUGUUUUAAUUAUAACAGCUAUAUAAGUACAUAACAGAUAUUUUGUAUAAAGAAGAGUUUUAUAAUCUUCAAAACACUAAGACAUAAACCAACUAUUCUGGUAUUCUUAACAAAAUUAAAAGUGUAAAGUUGUAUAAACUUUCCUUGUUUUAUUGAAAUUGGAAAAUAGCUGAAAUUUGUCCUAAGUGAUGAGCUGUUUAUUUUACAAUCUACUUCUUAAAAUCACUUCAGUUGAUACUCCUAGGAAGUAAGUCAUAAAAUAAAUAACACAAUAUUAAAAAUAA